Thlaspi arvense is the source of this 939-nucleotide messenger RNA. NCBI's taxonomy places the organism in Eukaryota, Viridiplantae, Streptophyta, Magnoliopsida, Brassicales, Brassicaceae. The record is from the annotation of a GenBank genome assembly.
AUGAAUAUUUGUAAAACACAAAAAAAAAAGCUCGAGCACAAAAGUAAAAGUAAAACAAACAAGACAAUGAAGCUACAAAUGUUAUGGCUCGCUUUGAUAUUAAUAGCUGUCGAAACAAAUGCAAUGAAACAAGGACAAAAUGCGACAAUUCCAGCACUAAUUGUGUUUGGAGAUUCAAUAAUGGAUACCGGUAAUAAAAACUAUAUUCCUACUUUUCUAAAGUGCAAUUUCCCUCCCUAUGCCAAGGAUUUCCCUGGCAGUUUAGCUACAGGAAGAUUUUCUGAUGGAAGAGUUCCCUCUAAUUUAAUUGUGGAAAAGUUGGGAUUAGGUAAGACACUGCGAGCAUAUAUGAACCCGAAUUUGAAACCUGAAGAACUUCUUAAAGGUUUAACAUUUGCAUCUGGAGGAACUGGUUACGAUCCAUUAACAGCUAAGAUUAUGUCAGUGAUAUCUAUUAGCAAUGACCUUGCUCACACUUAUUUAGCUCAAUCACUUAGAUAUGAUCGCACCUCGUAUGCCAAUUUCUUGGCUGACUCAGCAGUAAAAUUCGUAAAAGAAUUACAUAAACUUGGAGCUCAAAAAAUUGGAGUGUUUAGUGCAGUACCUAUUGGAUGUGUACCACUUCAAAGAACAUUGUUCGGAGGUAUAUUAACACGAGGAUGUGUUAAAACUUUAAACAAUAUGGCAAAACAAUUCAACUCAAGGCUUUCUCCAGCACUAGAUUCUUUAGAUAAAGAAUUGGAUGAUUUUAAAGUAGCUGACAGAAGAUGUUGCGGUAACGGUUUACUCGCAGUAUCAUUUAUGUGUAACUCACUAAAUCCAUUCACAUGUUCUAAUUCUUCGGCCUAUAUAUUUUGGGACACCUACCAUCCGACUGAAAGAGCUUAUCAAGUUAUUGUUGACAACUUACUCGACAAAUAUUUAAGCAAAAUCAUAUAA